This is a messenger RNA of Drosophila takahashii, 414 nucleotides long. RefSeq lists its product as uncharacterized. The record is from RefSeq and is a predicted model, not a curated record. Lineage: Eukaryota; Metazoa; Arthropoda; Insecta; Diptera; Drosophilidae.
GAAUGUGCAAGAAGUUUCACAUUUUAAAAAAAUUGAAUAUUUGCACUAAAUACAGGGCUUGCAUUUUCUGGGCAUGUAUCAACAUAGUCGUUGGAAUCGCUUUUAUUCCUCUUAUCAUGGAGUUCGUAAAGCAGCAGAAGCUGCCACUUUCAGUGCUUGUGAUUGGAUGUAUUUGUGGAGCAACAUUUAUUAUAUCUGGUUUCAUGCUAUUAAUUGGUGUCUUAAAGGGCUUUCGAUGUUUGGUCUGCUCAUCCUUAGUUUUCUGUGGCAUAGGUAUUUUCUUUACUCACUGGUUGAUAAUUCCUUUAGUCCUUUAUUUUAUUUUCUCUUUUGUUGUGUACAACUACUACCAAGUAGAUAUGUCGCCUGAUGAUCGCUAUAGAGUGCCAAGACGCUUUUCAUAAACUAAAUAAA